UACAUCAGCUGACCGGCGGCGGCAGGCGGCAGGUGUGGUGGUGUGGAGGGAGGACCGCGCUGACAUUUCCACUCCCCAGUCCCAGUCCUCCCCCGUCCCCCAUUGAGUUUAUCUUCGUCCACCACUGCUCUCCAGUCCACGAGCAUCCCAACCAUUGAAGCUUAAGACCCACGAGCAUCCUUGGGCGCAACCUGGAGCCAGUGGUCAGAUCCCCUGCGUGGUUGUCUUCCUUCAUUUCUUGGUGGCUCGGGUUUCUUCACGUCUCAUGACCUCCAGACCCGGCGACAUGGGCCGGAGCAUGGGGUGGGCAUUUGCUCGGCUCACCUUCCUCCCAACGCUGGCCUUCAAUGUGGCCAUGCGAAGGGUGUCGGCAAGGCAGUGGUACAACCGAGUGGAUGACCGCUUGAUCCUGGGUGCGCUGCCCUUCCGAGGCAUGACCAAAGAGUUGGUGGAAGUGGAAGGAGUGAAAGGUGUGGUGUCCAUGAAUGAGGACUACGAACUGAUGUGGCUAGCCAAUGCCAAGAAGGAGUGGGAGAGUGUUGGAGUCAAGUUCCUACAGCUGAGCACAACAGACAUUUUUGAAGCACCAAGCCAGGAGAAACUGCAGCGUGGGGUGGAGUUCAUCCAGGAGAUGGAGAGCAGCAAUGAGAGUGGUUCAGUGUAUGUGCACUGCAAGGCUGGACGUACCAGAAGUGCCACGCUGGUUGCAUGCUACCUCAUGAGUAAAUACAAGUGGAAUCCUGAGAAAGCAUUGGCACACAUUGUAGCAGCAAGGCCUCAUGUAUGGUUGGGGCCACAGCAACACCGGGCCUUGGCUACCUUCUAUGAGACCGUGGUACAGAGCUGACAGCCAUCCUCCAUCACUGCUCAGUGAUGGGAAGGCUGACACUCUCCUCCAUUACUCACAGUGUGGUCUUCAGGGCAAUCUUUUCUCACACCUCUCAGGGAUGGCCCUCAGUCAGGCUGUGAGUAUUAGGUGUGUCUGAAGCAAAGGAAAGGAGGUCAUGAGGCAUUCUGUGUUUUCAAACCAGCUCUCUUAAUUAAUCUUUUAGAAUCUUAGAUGGGUAUGUGUCAUGUUGCUGCUCAAUACAUUUAUUUAAUAUAGGAAUGGUGCUCCCUUCCCUCCCCCCCCCCUCUCUCUCUCUCUCUCUCUCUCUCUCUCUCUCUCUCUCUCUCUCUCUCUCUCUCUCUCUCUCUCUCUCUCUCUCUCUCUCUCUCUCUCUCUCUCUCUCUCUCUCUAUAUAUAUAUAUAUAUAUAUAUAUAUAUAUAUAUAUAUAGAGUGUGAAGUAUUAUCUAAAGACCUAUUGUUUACUCUAUUUUUAUAAUGAUAUUUCGUAUAGUAACCUUAACCAGAUAAAGAUGUUGACAUUUUGAUGUUUGUAAAGUUUAUUAGUUUUAAUUGAUUUUGCUAAAAGAUAAUCAGAAUUAUUUUAAUUUAUCAAUAAAAGUUAUCAAUUUAUUUCUUCUCUCAGUAGUGUAUGAAGUAGUAUGUAGCAGCUGUAAACUUUGCUGGAAACACCAAGUUUUGGCAAAGGAAGUUAGGUUAGUCAAGUUAGUCAAAGUCCUGAGUCACUAUUUAUAUUGAUGAUUACCUUACUUAUACAGUAUUUGUACUUAUGGGACCCACUGUGAAGGAAAGUAACCUCAUUGGAUCUCCCCUUACUCAGUGAUAGUGGCAUCUGUGGCAGCUUCCUGCAAUACAUGGGUCCGUUAAUCUUACAGAAAAUUAAUUUGUUAUAUGAACAAAGAUAUGUAAAAUAUGACUGAUAUUCAAAUAAUUUCUGCAUAUUUGUUUUUAGUAUACUAAUAACCAUUGCAGGCUCAUGGCAUUAUAAUGUUUUAAAGGGUGUGCUUGUUGUGUUACUUGAUGUGUUGCUUUAUGAUUCGCCGUGGUGCUGGACACUCCGUAGAUCUUGGUCAACAGCCUGUGAAGUGCGAGUGUUGAUUUGGACACGUACACUGUGACCUUGUGGCUUGUUAGGAUCAGAUAAGAUUUUGUGUGUAGCAUCAUCAGGAGAGGAAGAAUUGUUUAUGCCUAGGCUGUGUAACUUGCUGGGAAACUACUUUUGAUUUGUAGCGUUAUCAUUGGUAGUGGAGGAAGGGACGUUUCAUCGGUUUAUACCUGUGAUUUCCCUACUGAGUGAAGGAAUUAGGUACAUCCAUCUUGUGGAGGGAAGCAUCAAGUUUGUCAGAGGCAGGACACAGCCAGACAGUAGCUAACUCCCACAGAAAGGUUCUAGGGAAAGAAUACUAUUCUAUAACUCUUCUUUCAUCUCAUAUUGCUUUUAAUUUCAGUAGUAUUUUGUUAAUUAUCUGCAUUUCCUCCCUCCCCAUUCUCUUCCAUUCUUUUUCUUUAUUAAUAAUCAUGAUCUCUUACAUCACGUGGGACAGCUUUAGCAUUUUUCUGUUCCUGUUUCCAAUCUUGAGGUUUGUUGUUUGAUCAGUGUUACUGUGGGCUUGGGAAAUGGUAAUUUAGAAGACAGUUGCAAGUUUAAAAGAGUUUAUUUUAAUAUUUAGCAAGAAAAUCUGUAGUCUUCUAAUAAGCGCGGCGAGCGACAAGCUCUUCACUCUUCAAGCCACCGUAGACGAUGGUACUAUCAUAUUUAUACACGUGGGUAAUUUAUGUACAUGAAGGCAUUUCUUCAGGGUAGACAGUCAGUAGAUUUAAUAGUGGGGAGAGAAACAUUGGAACUUUGUUUUGUGUUGAACCGUUGAUGACCUUGACCCAACAGACCGUCUUGCUUUUGUUUCGCGUAACACUCAUUGCUUACUAGGCCUUCACUCGACACCACAACCGAGAGGAAGGUAAUAAAACAUUAUCUUAUGAGAAACAUUGAUAAAAAAGCAUACAAGUUUGGGUAUGGAGGUGAUAGAGCAAAAUGUCCCGAGGGUGAGAUGGGCGAGGGAGGCCAAGGGAGUGUUGUGGUGGGAGUGAGUGUGGUGGCGCCGCCUUGUUUUGAGUGUUGUGGCGCCGCUGUGGCUGGCCAGGCGGUGAGGACAUUGCAACACAGCGACCUGCCUAGCCAAGGUAAAGUGAGGCUUAUUCAUAGUAUUCGUUAAGGUGGUGUUGGUGCUGGUGGGGGUGGGCGUGGUGGUGAUGGUGGUGGUGGUGACGGAGUGGACACAUUGUUGGGGGUCUUGGGAAAGCUGCAGAAAAACUGCCUGUGGAAGCCCUGUGAAUGAGAGGGUUGGCCUGUGUCCUUGUGGUUUAAUGCUAUGAUGGGUGUCUUCUCCCUUGCCACCCACUGCCUCGUCAUCACGCCAGAAAAUAUUGGAAACCAAAAUAUAAUUUAGUGUUUGGCUCUUGACAUGUAGCACCAAGCUAUCACAGUGUCAGCGUAGCUCACGAGACCAAGGGAAAGUUAUAGUUGCUAUUAUUUCCAGCAUUUAAUAUCUCGUUGUUGUGUACAGUGUCUGCACACGUGUGGCAAGAGUGAAUUUAUUUUUUAAUGUAACCUAGUUAUAUUGACAUUCUGGUGUGUUGUUGUUUGUUAAGGUUUAGAGUGCCUCAUGGUGCGUGUACUGUACAUGCAGCCUGUUGUGGGACAUGAGUGGUGUUGAUCUUCAUACUUAGAGAUGGUCUACAAUUCCUUCUAUAAAUAAACACCUGUUGCAU
Portunus trituberculatus (swimming crab) is the source of this 3617-nucleotide messenger RNA. It is a transcript of the gene PTPMT1, whose product is annotated as phosphatidylglycerophosphatase and protein-tyrosine phosphatase 1-like. Lineage: Eukaryota; Metazoa; Arthropoda; Malacostraca; Decapoda; Portunidae. The transcript is spliced from 5 exons. Gene Ontology annotation, biological process: protein dephosphorylation. The record is from RefSeq and is a predicted model, not a curated record. The coding region runs from base 266 to 847 and encodes 193 amino acids. Gene Ontology annotation, molecular function: phosphatidylglycerophosphatase activity; protein tyrosine/serine/threonine phosphatase activity; phosphatidylinositol-4,5-bisphosphate 5-phosphatase activity.